Molecule: messenger RNA, 3744 nt
Organism: Ylistrum balloti
Lineage: Eukaryota; Metazoa; Mollusca; Bivalvia; Pectinida; Pectinidae
Product: ubiquitin carboxyl-terminal hydrolase 31-like
Exons: 12
Biological process (GO): protein deubiquitination
Molecular function (GO): cysteine-type deubiquitinase activity
Source: RefSeq, a predicted model, not a curated record
AUUGACCUGAAUGUGUCGAGUGGUAGACAAAGAUCAUCAUCCGUCGGUAAUGUAUUUGAAGAAGAGAACGAUGACGAUGGAUUUGAUCCACUUUCAGACCGACAUCGUAAGUUUAGUCAAAGCUUGCAUUUGGACAGUAUAAAAGCAAAAAACGGUAUCGAACCAGUUGGACAAAUCUGUGAGGAUACCAAUAACUUCGCAACACUUCCUACAAAAUCAAAACGUCGCACACGACCUUCUUUCAAGUCUGUAAAGAAUUUGAUGGGCAGGCUUAUGAAUAGUUCGAGUACAUGGGCAGCAAAUCAAAGGGAAGAUGACAGCAGGAUGGGAGCAAAAGGAGGGAUGACACAAAGUUCGAGACAGCGGGACGACCGAUCUUCCGAAAAUUCAUAUACAGAAUCUACCUCGCGUCCCCUUAUUACCAAAUCGACGAAAAACUUACCGGAUCUCUCGCCUUUUGGUGACGAAGUACCUGGCACGAUUGGAAUACACAAUCAUGGCAACACUUGUUUUAUGAACGCAAUUCUCCAGUGCUUAAACAACACUGACAGCUUUGUUGAGUACUUCAUCAGACAAUUACAUAAGGAUGAUCAGAGAUCGUCUACAAGAAGACUUGGAUUUCGUAAUGCUCACAAUGUAACUGAACAACUUGGAGUUCUCCUCAAUAGUCUCUGGACAAAUAGAUAUAACCAUGAUGUGUCUGAUAAUUUUAAAACAGUUGUUGGGAAAUACAACAGCCAGUAUAAAGGGACAUCACAACAUGAUGCCCAGGAAUUCCUUCUCUGGUUAUUAGACAGAAUAAAUGAAGAGGCUAAUGUAAAUAGCAAGAAAAAAACCAAACAGAUCUCGGGGAGGAAACAGAGUGAUGAAGAAGCAGCUGAAGAGGUUCUGUCUACAAACAAUGGGUGUCCACUGUAUAAUAUGUUCCAAGCCCUGUUUCGCUCAUCACUUCAGUGUCCUAACUGUGGCAAACAGAGCAACACAUUUGAGAACUACCUUUGUUUGUCUCUACCUCUACCUAACAAAGUCAUGCGUCCUAUAUACAUCAUUGUUGUGGAGUCAAUAGAAGCAAACAAACCACCGAAGCAGACCAAGAUAGGGUUACGACUCAAUGCAUAUGGCUGUGUAAAAGAUUUGCGGCAAGAAAUUUCAAGCUGGACUAAGAUAAAAGAAAAAUAUUUGGUGUUAUGUCAAAUCUAUGACAACGGGUUUAGAAGUUACUACAAAGAUAACCAGCCACUUACAGACAUUGCGGAGUCAGAGACUAUAUAUGCUGUAGAGAUGUGCUGUGUUGCAGGGUCCCCUACAGGGGAGGGACAACAGCAGUUUGAACAGUCUUAUAUUUCAGUAUUACUGAUUCACACACAACGGGAGUCUAAUCCUACCAAAUAUUUGAGAUUUUGUGCACCACAGAUUCUGAGAAUCCCUCGAGAUGUUGAUAAUCGUGGACUCCAAAAAGAAAUCCUGACAAACCUUGGUCCUUGUGUCAGAGAAGGACUUGUUGGUCAAAAGUUGGAUACACUGUUUCGGUUGAGAUUGGUCACUGGCAGUGGUGGACGUGAUUAUCUCCCCCUCGAUGUAGAAAUGCCUUUGUAUAUCCAAAAUGUUGACAGGGCUUUGUCAAACUUUAGUCCAGAAAAUGGUCCUACCCACAUAAGACUUGUUGCUGAAUGGGAUCCUGCUGUCAAAAAGAAAGUGAUUGUCCAUGAUAAGGAAACUGUAGAUGAACACUCGUCAUAUCGUCAAGUUCGCCAGCACCAACAACCAGAGCCAGUCUCCCUUGACGAAUGUCUUAAUCUCUUCACGAAACAGGAAAAGCUGACUGGGGAUGAUGCAUGGCUCUGCCCUCACUGUCAGAAACAGCAGCAAGGCACAAUGAAGACACUGGGGCUGUGGUCUCUGCCAGAUACUCUAGUCAUUCACCUGAAACGUUUCAGACAGGUUGGUUUGCAGCGAAGCAAAUUGGAGUCUCUCAUUGACUUUCCAGUGAAUAGUUUGGACAUGAGUAAACAUAUCCUGCGGCCAAAUGGUGAAUGUGACCUUCAGAAAGUCACCAUGAAUAUGACGCCACAACAGCAACGGCUCCAUCAGGGGAAGCAUCGUGACAACAUGAUUUACGACCUCCAUGGCGUUUGUAACCAUGAUGGUAGCAUGCUCGGUGGCCAUUACACAGCAUUUUGUAAAAAUCCAUUGGAUGGUGAAUGGUACAAAUACAAUGACUCCAAAGUAACCGCCAUUUCGGUUUCUGCAGUACAGACCUCUGCUGCCUAUCUGUUGUUUUAUCAGCGCCGAGGUUUCUCAUCUGUAGCGGUUCAGGAUCUUUGUGAUGGGUCCCACUGGAUCUAUAGACUUUACCCUCGGGAAAAAGUGUCAAAUCAGCCUAAGGGCUUCCCAGCAACUGACGUUGACAAGAGCAGGAGGCAGCCUACAAAUUUUGAUCAGGCAGCAAGACAGAGUUCUGCAAAAUUAGUUCGUGAUUCAGAGAACAGGAAGUCUGCGUCUCACUUAGAGAAAACAUUACGCCCUGCAACUAGUUCCAAUGUGAAUAAUACCUUCUCACAAGGUGUGGAUAUUACAGACAAUCAUAGACUUAAACAUGAUGUCAAUUUACGAGUGGAUAUUGAUCAAGCUCAUAAUAGAAUUAAUGAUAAUGAUAGGAAACUUCAGGAGAAAAGAUUGUCACCUCAUGGACGAGAUGUUAAUUCUGUACCAGAAAAACUCAGAGUGGCCAUGCCUCCUGCCCGCCCAUUGUCACAUCCAAGCUUUGUCAAUAAUAAAACCUCUCAUAAGAGUGUAGAGUCCUCAAACGUUACUUUAAAUGGCAAUAAAUCAAGUAUGCAUCGAACUGCAGACCAAAGGGUCGCUGUUUCUGGGUCAUCAAAUUCUGAGGAUAAACACUCCUCCACGUCUUCUCCAUCAAGUCCUACACGAACUAAUAUUGUGUCUGACAAGUCACAUGAGAUUGUGAAGGUAAACAACAAUCGCCCACCGCCAAUUCCUAACAGGAAUGAAUCCUUGCCAUCCAAAAGAGGUAAAAUUUCAACGGAUCAGCCGGACUCAAGUACAGUCCGGUCAAGUCCAAGUAAAACACAGCCAAGCUUUGCCACCCCUCAGCAGAACCGCCAUCAAGUAUCACCCUCUAAUGCUGUUGUUUCCAAACAGGCCUGGUCAACGCCACAGCCUGUAAAGAAGCAGAUAUCUGUUGUUUCAAAUGGUUGCUCAGAUGAUCUUGAUUAUCAUGAGAAACAGCCAGUACGCCCACCUCCACCAGUGUUGAGGCCCACACCUGCUCCACAGACUCCUCCCACUAGUUCAUCAAGGCCCUCUGGAAAGGAACAGAGGUCACAGGAUUUUUCAGAUUACACCAAGAAGAAGUUGAAUGAGCCUAGUGUGAUGACCAAUGGAACUCAGAGAAACAAUUUAGAACGGAACAGCAAGUAUGCCACCAUAGCAAGGACAUCUCAAAGGGCCAGUUCAGAUGACUUUAUUCCUAAUAAUACUCCUGUUAUCCCACGGUCCAGAACUGACCAGGGGCUAACCUCAGUAGAACGCCACAUGAUUUCAAACGUGACAAACCAAGCUCGCUCUCGUCAGCCAGUGAUUGCUACAGAAACUUUUGCAGACAACAUCAAUCGUUAUCAACCUCACAGGCACUUCCAGAAAGGAUUUCAGUUUAGGGAACAGAAGCAGUUGUACCUCAAAGAGAAGAUGUAUUCACCUUGUCUGAAAGAGUCUUCAGUUUAG